AUGAGCCCCUUGUUAUCAACAGCACGUCAGCUAGUAUGUAUGAUAUAUCUAACCCCACCUCCCCCCCUCCUCUCUUCCGGAGGAGCAUCCUCAUCCUCUGACACAACACUGAGACUAGUCUGGCAGCUGGGAUACCACCUGACGCGAUGUAGAGGAAUUCCUCUUGGAAAGGAUAAUAUGGUUCUAUUCGUUUGUGCCACAAGAAGUGGAACGUUCAAGGGUGCAGAUGAGUUUAGAUGUGUGUAUGUCAAAGGAAUGCCUGUGGAGAAAGAUAUGUGGUUGGGCUCUCUCAUGGGCAGGAACUUAAGCCAGAAAGAAGCUCCACAGUAUCCAGCUUCCCAUCUUGAUUUCACCCCCAGAAGUGAAAUGGAGAGUGCCUUGAAGAGUGAAGUGAGGCGUGAAUGUCCCCCCAGAAGUGAAAUGGAGAUUGCCUUGAAGAGUGAACUUAAGUGA
Messenger RNA from Aspergillus niger, 453 nucleotides. RefSeq lists its product as hypothetical. The transcript has 5 exons. Lineage: Eukaryota; Fungi; Ascomycota; Eurotiomycetes; Eurotiales; Aspergillaceae. The coding region runs from base 1 to 453 and encodes 150 amino acids. The record is from RefSeq and is a predicted model, not a curated record.